AUGUCGUUCUUAAGAGGUUCAGCGAACUAUGUUUGGUGUACGACAAGUGUUCUUGGCAAAGGUGCGACUGGAGCAGUUUUCCAAGGAGUCAAUAAAAAUAAUGGUGAACCUGUCGCUGUUAAAACAUUUAAUCAGUUGAGUCACAUGAGACCACACGAUGUUCAAGUUAGAGAAUUCGAAGUGUUAAAAAAGGUAAAACAUGAAAAUAUUGUAAAGUUGUUGGCAAUUGAAGAGGAGCAGGAAGGAAGGGGGAAAGUAAUUGUUAUGGAGUUGUGCACCGGAGGAAGUUUAUUUAAUAUAUUAGAUGACCCAGAAAAUACAUAUGGGCUUCAAGAGUCAGAAUUUUUAUUGGUGUUAGAACAUUUGUCAGCAGGCAUGAAACAUUUACGUGAUAACAGUCUUGUUCACAGAGAUCUUAAGCCUGGAAAUAUCAUGAAGUUCAUCAAGGAUGACGGUACAACAGUUUACAAACUUACUGACUUUGGUGCUGCAAGAGAGCUGGAAGAAGAUCAGCAGUUUAUGUCGCUUUAUGGAACGGAAGAGUAUCUUCAUCCUGAUAUGUAUGAACGUGCUGUACUUCGAAAACCUGUAGGUAAAACUUUUGGAGCAACAGUAGACUUAUGGUCAAUUGGGGUAACUUUAUAUCAUGUAGCAACAGGUAACUUGCCAUUUCGCCCUUUUGGUGGUAGACGAAAUAAGGAGACAAUGUAUUAUAUCACCACUAAAAAAGCUUCUGGUGUGAUUUCGGGGACACAAACAUCAGAAAAUGGACCUAUAGAAUGGGGAAAAGAUCUUCCCAGUAACUGUCAGUUAAGUGCUGGGUUAAAGAAACUGGUUACUCCACUUCUUGCUGGUUUGCUUGAGGUUGAUUCACAAAGAAUUUGGAAUUUUGAAAAAUUCUUUUCGGAAGUUACAGGUAUUCUAUCUAGGAAAGUUGUUCAUAUAUUCCAUGUGAAUAGAGCGCAAUGCCUCAAAAUAUAUUUACAUCCUGAUGCAACUUAUGAAGAAUUCCAAUGUCUUGUGUUAGAACAAACUGAUGUAUCGCCCAAUAACCAAAUAUUACUUCAUCAAGACAACAUUCUGCUGACAGUAAUAGAAGAAUCAACACCUGGUCGAGGUUAUCCUGAAACAGAUGAAGAUGAGCCUCUUAUGUUAUUCAGCAAGGAAAACAAUAAUGUUACUCUUGUGUCAGAAGCUGACAUGCCAAAAUUUCCUACAUUUCCUAAUCUUAUAUCAGUGGAAAAUGAUGCCAGUUUGGCUAAAUCUGCAUGUAGUGUUGGUCAUGUAUGCAAAAGGCGCAUUGAAAAGUUCUCCCGCUGUAGCAGAUUGAUUCAUUUAUGUGUAAACCAAUUCACAUCGUUAGUAUGCAAAGAUCUUGAGAAAGUAGCUGCUAAAAGUGAUAAGCUCUGUGAAAUUACUCGAUGUGUGGAGAAAUUGACUGAUGCAGUGAUGCGCAGUGGUGAUUCUGUAUUGAAGUUGGCCAAACAUUUGAGUUGCAGUGUUACAAAUCUACAUUCAGUAGAUUGGAGAUCAGAACUGACGAAUUUAAGAAAAAAUGAAAUGGAUCCAGCAAUUCAGCAACUCCAUCAGCGUUAUGUGACAGAACGCACAUUACAGAGAGAGUGGACGUCAGCCACUCGUAGCAUGCCCUGCCCUGCAAAAUCCCGAGCUCCUGCUCGUGCACGUACCUUGUUGGACCGUUUGCGGGAUUCUUGGCAGCACCUUGUUAGAGACAGAGCUACUAGAAGCCUGACUUACAAUGAUGAACAAUUUCAUGUAUUAGAAAAAAUUAAAGUUGGUGAGACUGGCCGUCGAGUAAGAGCUUUGUUGGAAACAGAAUGUCAACCAGCUGUUGCACAGUUAGCUGACAGCCUGGCAGAUUGGUACAAAAUGGCACAAACUGUUUACUUGCAAGCUCAAAUAUUAGACAAAGACACAGAGGACUAUGAGAAUCGCCUUGACAUGUUUGUGAGCCGCGUUGCAAAUGGUGAUAGUGUCUUCCAUUCCAGUGUUCGAGAUACGCUUGAAAAGUUGGAAAAAGAUAGAAAAAUUCCCAGAACACUUGGUAAACAGGUAUCAAGAAUACGAAAUGAUGCUAAAAUUAUUAGAAAUAGUCUCAAAGAUAUUGUUGUGAUCCAGGAAGAAAUGGCUUCUGAAAUGAAAGAAAAUACUGAUCUAAUAAACAAGUUGGAGCAGUUCACAUUAUCUGUGGGAUCAAUUGGCUCAGGUGCUGGAGAUUAA
Messenger RNA from Gryllus bimaculatus (two-spotted cricket), 2241 nucleotides. Lineage: Eukaryota; Metazoa; Arthropoda; Insecta; Orthoptera; Gryllidae. The record is from the annotation of a GenBank genome assembly.